Molecule: messenger RNA, 655 nt
Organism: Maylandia zebra (zebra mbuna)
Lineage: Eukaryota; Metazoa; Chordata; Actinopteri; Cichliformes; Cichlidae
Source: RefSeq, a predicted model, not a curated record
ACUACCUCCGCUGUUCUUUGGGGCGAUCGUGGCUCAAGAGUUGGGAGUUCGCCUUGUAAUCGGAAGGUUGCCGACAUACAUCGCCGCUUUACGUCAACUCCGAAGCCCUUUGGAACAGGGCCCUGUGCAGCACUGUUCAGCAAGAGCAGUGAGGGGUGAUCUUUAUGAGUGCAGAGACACCAUGUUCCCAGCCAAGCUAGCUUUGAGCACUCUGAAAAGGAUCCACCAUGGAGCUUGUUAUCGAUGUCUUUCUACCUGCUUCAUCCAGAAGGAAGGGAUACAGGCUGGAGAUGGGCCCCCCUCAGACUCCCGUGUGUGGAAGAGAAAGCCUAAGAACCAAUCUGCAGUCUGGUCAUCAAUAAGACUUCUUGAAACACAGCAAAACGGGAGAAGACGGUUCAGUUUAUCAGCUGCUACUAUAGUAGAUUCAGCACCAGUACACGUCCAACCGUACCUCCGGCUGAUGAGGCUGGACAAACCUAUAGGGACAUGGCUGCUGUACCUCCCCUGUACAUGGAGCAUUGCUCUGGCUGCUAACCCUGGAUGCUUCCCAGAUCUGGGCAUGCUCACACUGUUUGGUACAGGUGCUCUUCUCAUGAGAGGGGCCGGCUGCACCAUCAAUGACAUGUGGGACAAAGACUUCGACAAAAAAUAA